Nylanderia fulva is the source of this 2864-nucleotide messenger RNA. It is a transcript of the gene Stat92E, whose product is annotated as Signal transducer and transcription activator Stat92E. Gene Ontology annotation, biological process: signal transduction; regulation of DNA-templated transcription. The record is from RefSeq and is a predicted model, not a curated record. NCBI's taxonomy places the organism in Eukaryota, Metazoa, Arthropoda, Insecta, Hymenoptera, Formicidae. Gene Ontology annotation, molecular function: DNA binding; DNA-binding transcription factor activity.
CUCCCACUCGCCCCUCCACCGGCGCCAUUUACGGUAGCGGCGGAUUCCGGGAAUUACCGUGCCGUCAUUUUGUCGUCACCCACGUCGCCUGUCAGGCGCAGCGGGGCUCGCGGGCAGCAAACGACGAUUGGAGCAGGAAACGGCGCUGGAGAACGACGACGUCUCGUGCUCGCCUGAUUAAUUCCUGAGUCACUUCGUCGCGGACACCAAAGGCGCAUUUCGCGAAGGAACGGAACGGUAGAUAGAAGGCGAACUUCAGGAGACGACGUCGACCUCGUCGGUGACGGUGGAAGUAAGAGAGGACGUCGAGCGACGACGUCGGACACGCAAUUGUGCGUGUUACGUCUCGUGAGAUUGUUACGAAAUUAAAGAGAGAGAAGAGAUUGACAUCAUUAUAAAGUAUGGCAUUGUGGGCGAGAGCACAGCAAUUGCCGAAAGAUUUACUCGAAGAAGUACGUUCUCUAUACACUGACAAUACAUUUCCAAUUGAAGUGCGACAUUUUUUGUCACAAUGGAUAGAAGAAAAGCUAUUAAAUAUUGUAGAACCAAAUAUUCAAAACGAACAAUAUAUAACUGGUCUUAUUGGAUCUUUGAUCCAAGAGUUAGAAACAAAAAUAAAUAAUAUACACGGUGGAGAUCUGUUUUUGAUGAAAUUAAAGUUACAAGAGGCUGUUAAACUAUUUCGGCAAAAAUAUGAUGAAGAUCCCCUCAGGCUGUUUCAUACCAUUAGGUAUUGCCUUGGGACGGAGAUGAAACUUGUGGCACAAGCUGAAAAUUUAGGAAACACAUUUGUAAGUAACGACAAGAAGAUGCCCACAAAUCCUGAAAUAAGUCACGUACUCGGAUUCUUGAAGCAAAGACUUUGCGAGAACAUGCAUAGUUUACGAAAGAUUGAAGAGGAACAAGAAGCUUUUGCUCUUCAUUAUCAUGAAUGUACAAAGCUAAAUGCUACUUUGCAGCAUCUUAAUACACAGCCACAGAAUCACCAAAAUAUGGACGUAAAGGAAAAACUCCUAAGACAAAAAGAACUUAUGGAGCAGCAAUUGAGUAGCAAAUUAGCUCUUGUAUUACACUUACGCAUGGACUUUAUCGAUAAAAUGAAAGAGACCAUUAAUAGUUUGAAUUCAUUGCAAUCGAAAGUCCUUGAUGAAGAACUUAUUAGUUGGAAGAGAGAUCAACAGUUAGCGGGCAAUGGAGCAACUUUCAGCAGUAAUUUGGAUAUCAUUCAGAACUGGUGCGAGAGUCUUGCUGAUAUAAUUUGGCAUACUCGGCAACAAAUCAAAGAGGCGGAAAUUCUGAAGAACAAGUUCUCGUAUGAACAAUCAAUGAUACCCGACAUUUUCCCAAGUUUAAACACCCAAAUUACGCAACUACUCAGUUCGUUAGUUACGAGUACUUUUAUCAUAGAAAAACAACCGCCUCAAGUUAUGAAAACCAAUACUCGUUUUACGAGCACAGUACGUCUUCUCGUUGGCGCCAAAUUAAACGUUCACAUGACACCGCCGCAAGUAAAAGUGAGCAUAAUCAGCGAAUCGCAAGCGAAUGCUUUGUUGAAGAACGACAAAAUGGCGAAGAAUGGCGAAGCCAGCGGCGAGAUUUUAAAUAACACUGGCACGAUGGAGUAUCAUCAGGCGGCUGGACAACUUUCAGUGAGUUUUCGCAACAUGCAGUUGAAAAAGAUUAAGCGAGCUGAGAAGAAGGGCACAGAAUCCGUGAUGGACGAGAAAUUUUCGUUAUUGUUCCAAUCGCAAUUCAGUGUCGGCGGCGGCGAAUUAGUAUUCCAAGUUUGGACUCUAAGUUUACCUGUGGUCGUAAUUGUACAUGGGAAUCAGGAACCACAUGCUUGGGCUACAGUUACUUGGGACAAUGCUUUCGCUGAAGCAGGCAGAGUGCCAUUUGUUGUGCCUGACAAAGUAUUAUGGCGACAAGUAGCAGAAGCCUUAAAUAUGAAAUUUCGCUCGGCGACCGGUCGCGCUUUGACCGGAGAAAAUCUCAAAUUUCUUGCGGAAAAGGCAUUUCGCACUGUCCUGCCAGAUUACUCGAAUACACCUCUGAGUUGGGCACAAUUUUGUAAGGAACCAUUGCCCGAGAGAAGCUUUACGUUCUGGGAAUGGUUUUAUGCUAUCAUGAAGUUGACCAGGGAACAUUUAAAAAAUCCAUGGAUGGAUGGGUGCAUUCUUGGAUUUAUUCGGAAGAAGAAAGCGGAAGAAAUACUGGCAACCUGUCCACCAGGCACUUUCUUGAUGCGAUUUUCUGAUUCUGAACUCGGUGGUAUUACUAUUGCAUGGGUUGGAGAUCAAACGGAUCAAGUUUUUAUGCUGCAGCCGUUUACGAGCAAAGACUUUGCCAUUCGUAGCUUGGGCGAUCGCGUUUACGAUCUACAGCACUUGUUAUAUCUCUAUCCAAAUCAAAUAAAAGACCAAGUUUUUGCCAGAUACUGCACACCACCGAAUGACACCCAAACAUCGACGAACGGGUAUAUCAAGCCACAGUUAGUCGUGCAAGUGCCAGCUUGUUUCACAGGCAGUCAAACGCCAUCUCAUUCCUCCUUAGCGGGCAUGAAUAAUAAUGGCCAGACUGGACCAGGAAGCUAUCCCGCCACCCCAAAUAUGUUUCAAGCACACAGCCCCGAUCCUUCUGUAAGGGACACGUCGUCUGUAGCACCAAGUGAUUACGCUACGGGUCUCGGCCUGUCAAGCAUCGGACCAUCGACCAACUUGGAGUUGGAACCCAUGGAUUCCAUGGAUCACAUGAAUCUGCCGAUGGAAAUACAGAUGGGAAAUAUGAACCAGUUUGAAAAUAUACAACAGAUGAAUUUUAAUGACUUCAUGCAGUCGUACAACGCUAUUAAGCCGCAGUAAGAG